Molecule: messenger RNA, 727 nt
Organism: Zymoseptoria tritici IPO323
Lineage: Eukaryota; Fungi; Ascomycota; Dothideomycetes; Mycosphaerellales; Mycosphaerellaceae
Exons: 2
Coding region: 44-727 (227 amino acids)
Molecular function (GO): oxidoreductase activity
Source: RefSeq, a predicted model, not a curated record
CUUCCAUUCAUCCAAUCUGGCGUUUCGUGCAACUCUCCGCAAAAUGACACACUUCAACGUCGAGAUCGUGUCCGACACUGUAUGCCCAUGGUGCUACGUCGGCAAGAACCGCUUCGAAGUUGCCAUGCGCCAACACCUCUCCUCCAACCCAUCCGACACCUUCUCCACGACCUGGCUCCCCUUCUACCUCAACCCCGAUGCGCCCGCCAGCGUCGACAAGCAAGCCUACUACGAAUCCAAGUUUGGUGCGGCGCGCACCAAGAUGAUGCAGGGCCACCUCUCGAAGCUCGGAGCCGACGUUGGGAUCAACUUCGCGUAUGGCGGGAACACGGGCAACACACGAGACUCACAUCGAUUGAUACAGUUGGGCAAGACGAAAGGUCCGGAAAUGCAGACGAGAGUGGUGGAGCAGCUGUUCAAUUCAUAUUUUGAGGAGAAUGAGGAUAUCACAACGCAGGAGGUGUUGAUUCAGCGGGGAGUGAAGGCUGGGUUGGAAGAGAAGGAGGUGAGGGAGUGGAUGGAGAGUGGAAAGGGUGGACCGGAGGUGGAUAAAGAGGUCCAGGAUGCGAGGAGAAAGUUCAUAUCAGGCGUGCCGAAUUUCACGAUCAAUGGGAAGUAUGAGCUGCAGGGCGCGGAGGAGCCGGCGGCGUUCUUGCAGGUGUUCAAGGAGAUCAAGGGAGAUGGAGGUAGCAAUGAAGGCGUGGCAUCGGGAGGGAAUGCGUGCUGA